Messenger RNA from Rhodamnia argentea, 1395 nucleotides. RefSeq names its product GDSL esterase/lipase EXL3-like. The record is from RefSeq and is a predicted model, not a curated record. Lineage: Eukaryota; Viridiplantae; Streptophyta; Magnoliopsida; Myrtales; Myrtaceae. The transcript is spliced from 5 exons. Bases 143 to 1270 code for a protein of 375 amino acids. Gene Ontology annotation, cellular component: extracellular region. Gene Ontology annotation, molecular function: hydrolase activity, acting on ester bonds.
GGCUACUACCACCUCCGUCUUUAAAUUCUCUCGUCUACUCAUUCCCCCGACAACACAAAAAACAUCAUAAAACCUCCUCUUCUCCCUCAAGUUCAAAGUUCAGUCCCUUCCUCCUCCUCCUCCUCCUCCUCCUCCUCCUCCAAUGAGCUCGAUCCCUAGCGGACUCCGUCCUCCGCGAUCGCCCUUGGAUCCCAAGGUCUUGAUCACUGCCGUCUGGGCGGUAGCACUCGUCUCCCCGCGCCACGGGGCCGCCUCCUAUAUAGCGUCGCCUCCUCCUCGCAGCGCGAUGGUGCCGGCGUUCUAUGUUUUCGGAGACUCGAUCGUGGACCCUGGGAACAACAACGGGCUAGCGACCCUGGCCAAGUCCAACUUCCCGCCCUAUAGUCAGGAUCUUGACCCGGGUGUGCCGAUGGGGCGGUUCAGCAACGGCCGAGUCCCUUCGGACAUGUUGGCUGAGAAAUUGGGAAUUAAGAAGUUCUUGCCAGCUUAUACGGAUCCAAACCUGGAGCUCCAAGACCUUUUUCUCGGCGUGAGCUUUGCCUCCGGAGCCGCCGGAUAUGAUCCUCUCUCUGCCGAAUCAGCUAAGGUACUAUCCUUGUCGGAUCAAUUGGGUUUCUACUCCAAGUGCAUGGAAACCAUACAUUCGGAGGUCGGGGAGGAGAGAGCAUCGGCCAUCGCGUCCGAGAGCUUGUACCUGGUGUGCACCGGCGCUAACGACAUAACCAACACUUACUUCGGAUCGCCAUGGAGAAGUUCCCAGUACAACAUCUCAUCCUACACCGAUCUCACAGUCGGCUCGGCUUCGAGUUUCCUUCGGGAGCUAUACGGACUAGGGGCAAGGAGAAUUGGGGUGUUUAGUCUGCCGCCGGUGGGGUGCCUCCCGUCGCAGAGGACUCUACACGGAGGCCCCGAGAGGGACUGCUUCGACCCGGCCAAUGAAGCAGCCGUCCUCUUCAACUCCAAGCUCAGCGCCGAGAUCGACUCCCUCAACAAGGACCUCCCCGGAGCUAGGCUUGUCUACGUCGACGUUUACUACCCUUUGCUCGCCAUCAUCCAAGACCCUGCUAGAUUCGGAUUUCAAGUCUCUACAAAAGGGUGCUGCGGCACGGGGAACAUAGAGGUGACCUAUCUCUGCAACCAACUCGGUCACCCCGAGACAUGCGGCAACGACACCGAGUACGUGUUCUGGGACAGCUACCAUCCUACCGAGGUGGCCUACCAUACUCUCGUCGAUCAGAUUUUCAGCAAGUACGCACCCAAGUUGCUCUGAGAUCAUCAAUGCUGGUCAAGUAGGUUCGGCAGGAGGGAAAAGAGUAGACGUUGGUCUCUUUUUUGGCUAAAUAACGCGUUCCAAUCUUGUCCCCCCAUGCAAUUUGGAAUCACUCUGUUUUCUGU